AUGAAGUCUGGUCUUGUUGUCGCAGCCACCCUGCUGGGUGCUGCCAAUGCUGGCAUGCACCGCAUGAAGCUCCAAAAGGUGCCGUUGGAGGAGCAGCUCAGCGCUGCCAACAUUGGUGACCACAUGCGAGCUCUCCGACACAAGUACACUCAGAAGAUCAUGGGAGGUCCUUCUGAAGACAUCUUUAGAGAGACCUCGAUCCAUCCCGAUGGUCCUCACGAUGUCCCUGUGGAGAACUUUUUGAAUGCUCAAUAUUUCAGCACCAUUGCACUGGGAACCCCGCCUCAAGAGUUCAAGGUUGUCCUCGAUACCGGAUCUUCCAAUCUCUGGGUCCCCAGCCAAUCUUGUGGCUCGAUUGCCUGUUAUCUCCACCAGAAAUAUGAUUCCUCAGCGUCCUCUACAUACAAGAAGAACGGAUCAGACUUUGGCAUCCGCUAUGGAUCCGGCGAGGUGGCUGGCUUCAUCUCCCAAGAUGUUCUACGCAUCGGUGACUUGAAGAUUAAGGACCAACUCUUUGGUGAGGCCACUAGCGAGCCUGGAUUGGCCUUCGCUUUUGGCAGAUUCGAUGGUAUUUUGGGUCUCGGAUACGACACCAUUUCUGUCAACCACAUCCCCCCACCGUUCUAUAACAUGAUCGACCAGAAGUUGCUCGACGAACCUGUCUUCGCUUUCUACCUAGGCAACACUGAUGAUGGCACUGAGUCAGAGGCUACCUUUGGCGGCAUUGACAAGAGCCACUACACCGGCAAGAUGGUUAAGAUCCCACUCCGCCGCAAGGCUUACUGGGAGGUCAACCUUGACUCCAUCAGCUUUGGCAAGGAGACUGCUGAUCUCGACAACACCGGAGUCAUCCUCGACACUGGUACUUCCCUGAUUGCCCUUCCCACAACCCUCGCGGAGCUGCUCAACCGCGAACUUGGGGCCAAGAAGGGAUUCAACGGACAAUAUACCGUAGAGUGCGACAAGCGUGACUCUCUUCCAGACAUCAGCUUUACUCUCAGCGGCUACAACUUCUCCAUUACGGCCUACGAUUACAUCCUUGAAGUCCAAGGUUCUUGCAUCAGCAGCUUCAUGGGCAUGGACUUCCCAGCUCCUACUGGGCCAUUGGCUAUCCUCGGUGACAGCUUCCUGCGCAAGUGGUACAGUGUGUACGAUCUGGGCAAUAAUGCUGUUGCCUUGGCACAGGCCAAGUAA
Exophiala oligosperma is the source of this 1194-nucleotide messenger RNA. Its product is annotated as vacuolar protease A. Lineage: Eukaryota; Fungi; Ascomycota; Eurotiomycetes; Chaetothyriales; Herpotrichiellaceae. Bases 1 to 1194 code for a protein of 397 amino acids. Gene Ontology annotation, cellular component: fungal-type vacuole. Gene Ontology annotation, biological process: proteolysis. The transcript has 3 exons. Gene Ontology annotation, molecular function: aspartic-type endopeptidase activity. The record is from RefSeq and is a predicted model, not a curated record.